UAUCGGCAUUGUUUAGCGCCCGUUGAUGCCUUUAGGGUCUGCCUACCCGGGGAUAGAGGAUGGUUCCACAACUCUCGACACUGGCAGCUUCACUCCACUCCGAGUCGGUAUGACUCCUUGACUUUGAGGUGCUGGUGAUUGAUAAUUUUACAGCCACAUAGUGCACGCUCUCCUUGCUCAACAACCGAAGAACCAGGAUACUUUGGGCUCGAAAUUCUACACCAUGGCUUCCAGCAAUCUCAGCGCUGCAGAAGCGCAAUGGCGGGAGCAAUAUGCUGCCAUGCGCGCUGCGCUCGCCGACCUUAAACUUGAGUCGUCCAAGGGCAAGCAGCCCGUGAUCAACGGAGAUAUUGACGAAACUGACUUUGAGGGUUACUCGUCGGGUACAAGUGGGCAAGACGUCUGGGACUUUAUCAGCGACGACGACGAAGACCCUGACAGCAGCGACUAUGCCUACGAAGAAGACAUUGACAGUCACAGUGGCGCCAACGCAGGGGCCGAAUGGUUCGUCACGCGUUGCUCAGAGAUCGCAGCCAAGAAUGGCAUGCCCGCGGAUGUAUUCGAGAGCCAGGUGGCUAGUAUGCUUUCCUCGGGCCAGUCUGAGGAGGAGCUACAAAUGCACCUGACUGACCUGAUGGGAUUCGACGAUCUCGAUUUCAUCAUUGAGAUCCUCAGCAAAAAGGACAGCAUCACGGCGGCACUGGCGGAUCAAAACCACUACGGCGAACGCCAGCAGCCCUCGGGUAGAUUGCUUAGCAGAGCCCAGCGAGAGGAAGCUCUCCGGCGUCAAGAUCUUGAGCACAAGUCCGCUACACUUGCCCCUUCUCAGACGCGCGAAGUCCAGUAUCCGCAUGUGUACAAAGCCUACAACGCGGGAAACACUCUCAACUACGCCGGCAAGAAGUAUGGCUUGCCGCCCGGCAGCGAGAGGCUUCAAUUCGACAAGUAUGAGGAGUACGCCAUCCCUGCUGGGAAAAAGGGCGAGCUUGGCCCUGGCCAGCGGCUUGUGAAUAUCUCAGAACUUGACGGGCUGUGCCGCACCACAUUCAAGGGAUACAAGGCCCUCAACCGCAUGCAGAGCCUGGUGUAUCCUGUGGCCUACAAGACGAGCGAGAAUAUGCUCAUCUGUGCACCCACAGGUGCUGGUAAAACCGACGCUGCCAUGCUGACAAUCCUGCACACCAUUAGCCGGCAUGUGACACCCAACCCCAUCGAGAACCCGUCCGCAAUGGAGUUUGGCGUCGACGCCGACAACUUUAAGAUUGUCUACGUCGCGCCCAUGAAGGCGCUGGCAGCCGAAAUCACGGAGAAGCUAGGCAAGCGCCUGGCCUGGCUGGGCAUCAAGUGUCGCGAAUACACUGGUGACAUGCAGCUCACCAAGUCCGAAAUCGUGCAGACGCAGAUCAUCGUGACCACCCCUGAGAAGUGGGAUGUCGUCACAAGAAAAGGGACAGGCGACACUGAGCUUGUCCAAAAGGUCAGGCUCCUCAUUAUUGAUGAGGUGCAUAUGCUUCACGAUGAGCGCGGCGCUGUUCUCGAGUCUUUAGUGGCACGUACCGAGCGACAGGUUGAAAGCACGCAGUCUCUGAUCCGCAUUGUUGGUCUCAGUGCCACCCUGCCGAAUUAUGUGGACGUUGCCGACUUUCUCAAGGUCAACAAAAUGGCUGGCCUCUUCUACUUUGACUCGUCUUUCCGUCCUGUGCCCCUGGAGCAGCAUUUCAUUGGCGUCAAAGGCAAAGCAGGAACCAAGCAGUCCAAGGACAACCUCGACACUGUCGCUUUUGACAAAGUCAAACAGAUGUUGGAAAGGGGCCAUCAAGUCAUGGUGUUUGUCCAUUCACGCAGAGACACGAUGCUCACAGCCAAGAUGAUCCACGCGAAAGCCAUGGAACAAAUGUGCACUGAUCUGCUUGACCCCAUGGGGCAUCCGUCCUAUGACCAGGCGGCUCGUGACAUGAAGUCAUCUCGAUCGAAAGAGAUCCGCGAGCUGCUGCAAAAGGGCCUCGGCAUCCACCACGCCGGUAUGGCGCGAGCCGACAGGAAUCUCAUGGAGCGCCUGUUCUCCGAGGGUGUGACCAAGGUUCUCUGCUGCACGGCUACUCUUGCGUGGGGAGUCAACCUGCCAGCUGCUGCGGUCGUCAUCAAAGGCACCCAGGUGUACAGUGCGCAAGACGGCAAGUUUGUCGACUUGGGCAUCCUUGACGUGCUCCAGAUCUUUGGCCGUGCUGGUAGGCCGCAGUUUGAGGAUACCGGUAUUGGCAUGAUCUGCACCACGCAGGACCGCUUGACGCACUACUUGACGGCUGUCACCGAGCAGCAGCCCAUUGAAUCCAAGUUCUCGACCAAGCUCGUGGACAAUUUGAACGCUGAGAUCUCCCUGGGAACCGUCACUUCAAUCCAGGAUGCCGUCACAUGGAUAGGCUACUCGUACCUAUUUGUGCGCAUGAAGAAGAGCCCCCUGACGUACGGUAUCGAGUGGGCUGAGAUCAGGGACGACCCAAGCCUGGUGAUGAGGCGUCGUACCUUGGCUAUCCAGGCAGCGCGCACACUGCAGCAAUGCCAGAUGAUUGUUUUUAACGAGAACACCGAGGAGUUGCGCAGUAAGGACAUUGGCCGCAUCGCGAGCCAGUACUACAUCCUGCACACGAGUAUCCAAGUCUUCAACUCCAUGAUGACCGCUCAGGGGACAGAGGCCGACGUUCUCAAGAUGAUCAGCAUGAGCGGAGAGUUUGACAACAUCCAGUCAAGGGACAGCGAGGCCAAGGAACUGACGCAUCUCCGACAUAAUGUGGUCCCUUGCGAGGUGGCCCAAGGCAUUGACACGCCCCAGGCUAAGACGAACAUAUUGUUGCAGUCAUACAUUUCGCGUACGCAGCCCGAGGACUUUGCGCUGAUGAACGACAUGAACUAUGUCGCACAGCAGUCCGGCCGCAUCUGCCGCGCGCUCUUCAUGCUGGCUCUGAACCGGCGCUGGGGACACCAGUGUCUGGUUCUGUUGACAUUGGCCAAGUCCAUUGAGAAGAGGAUUUGGCCGUUUCAACAUCCCCUCAACCAGUUUGACCUCACGAAGCCUGUGCUCAGCCAGCUCGAGGCCAAAGACAACCUGACCGUCGAGUACAUGAAAGAGCUUGACAGUGCCGAGAUCAGCAGUCUCGUGCACAACCAGACCGCUGGAAAGAACAUUGCCAGGAUCCUCAAUCACUUCCCUACGGUUCACGUGGAGGCUGAGAUUGCGCCACUCAAUCGGGAUGUAUUGCGCAUCAAGCUCUGGGUCAUUCCCGACUUCACCUGGAAGGAUUUCUACCAUGGCACCUCCGAGUCGUACUACAUCUGGGUGGAGAACUCGGAGACCUCUGAGAUAUACCACCACGAGUUCUUUAUCCUCAGCCGCAGGAAGCUGCACGACGACCACGAGCUCAACUUUACCAUCCCGCUCUCCGACCCCCUGCCCAAGCAGAUCUACGUCCGCGCCGUGUCCGACAGAUGGCUUGGUGCCGAGACGGUCACGCCUGUGUCGUUCCAGCACCUGAUCCGCCCCGACACCGAGAGCGUGUACACCGACCUGCUCGACUUGCAGCCGCUCUCCAUCAAGGCGCUGAGGAAUCCUGGUCUUGAGGAGAUCUACGGGCAGCGCUUCCAGUACUUCAACCCCAUGCAGACGCAGAUCUUCCACACCCUGUACAACACGCCGGCCAAUGUCCUUCUCGGAUCGCCGACGGGGUCUGGCAAAACGGUUGCCGCUGAGCUGGCCAUGUGGUGGGCGUUCCGUGAACGGCCAAAGUCCAAGGUGGUCUACAUUGCCCCCAUGAAAGCCCUUGUCCGCGAGCGUGUCAAGGACUGGGGUGUUCGCCUGGCGCGUCCGCUGGGCUUGAAGCUCGUUGAGUUGACUGGUGACAACACGCCCGACACCAGGACGAUUAAGGACGCGGACAUCAUUAUCACGACCCCUGAGAAAUGGGAUGGUAUUUCUCGCUCUUGGCAGACAAGAGGGUAUGUGCGGCAAGUGAGUCUGGUCAUCAUUGACGAAAUCCACUUACUGGCCGGAGACCGUGGUCCUAUCUUGGAGAUCAUUGUGUCGCGCAUGAACUACAUCGCGUCGAUGACAAAGGGCUCCGUGCGACUCCUGGGUAUGUCCACUGCUUGCGCCAACGCAAGCGACCUGGGCAACUGGCUUGGCGUGAAGGAGGGUCUCUUCAACUUUAGGCACUCUGUGCGCCCCGUGCCUCUGGAGUCGUACAUUGACGGGUUCCCCGAGGUACGUGGCUUCUGCCCGCUCAUGCAGUCGAUGAACCGCCCAACAUUCCUGGCCGUGAAGAAUCACAGCCCGAGCAAGCCGGUUAUCGUCUUUGUGCCCUCUCGUCGACAGACACGUCUCACCGCCAAGGACCUCAUCAACUUCUGCGGCAUGGAGGACAACCCGCGUCGCUUCCUGCAUAUGGACGAGGAUGAUCUGCAGCUGAACCUGGCGCGUGUCAAGGACGAUGCGUUGAAGGAGGCCAUUAACUUUGGUAUCGGACUUCAUCACGCCGGUCUCGUCGAGUCUGACCGUCAGCUUUCCGAGGAGCUCUUCCUGAACAACAAGAUCCAGAUCCUGAUCGCUACCAGUACUCUCGCUUGGGGCGUCAAUCUGCCAGCCCAUCUCGUUGUGGUCAAGGGCACCCAGUUCUACGACGCCAAAAUCGAAGGCUACCGAGACAUGGAUCUGACAGAUGUGCUCCAAAUGCUGGGUCGCGCCGGACGUCCACAGUUCGAUACCUCUGGUGUGGCGCGCAUCUUCACGCAAGACUCCAAAAAGGACUUUUACAAGCACUUCCUCCACACCGGGUUCCCGGUCGAGUCAUCGCUCCACACGGUCCUGGACAACCAUUUGUGUGCCGAAGUGUCGGCCGAGACGAUCAUCACCAAGCAGGAUGCGCUCGACUACCUGACGUGGACCUUUUUCUUCCGCCGCCUGCACAAGAACCCGUCGUACUACGGCCUCGAGAUCUCGGCCGAGGACCACAGCUCCAUCGUCGCCCAGGAGCUUGCCAAUGAGUACAUGAUCGACAUGGUCAGCAACUCGCUCCAGGAGCUGGCCGAGUCCAAGUGCGUCGAGGUCUACCCCAACGGCGACGUCGACCCCACGCCCCUGGGCAAGAUCAUGAGUUACUACUACCUCUCGCACAAGACCAUCCGCACGCUCGUCGCGCACGCCAAGCCCCGCGGCUCCUUCCUGGACGUCAUGUCCUGGAUGGCCCGCGCCGUCGAGUACGACGAGCUGCCCGUCCGCCACAAUGAGGAUCUCGUCAACGAGACGCUGUCGCAGAACCUGCCCUUUGCGGGAUCCGCGUUCAACUUGCCCAUGUGGGACCCCCAUGUGAAGGCGUUCCUGCUCCUGCAGGCGCACAUGUCGCGCAUCGAGCUGCCCAUCACCGACUAUGUCGGCGAUCAGACCAGCGUGCUCGACCAGGCCAUCCGUAUCAUCCAGGCCUCCAUCGACGUGCUCACCGAGCUGGGGUACCUCUCCAGUUGCCUGCGGAUGAUCAGCCUGCUGCAGUGCAUCAAGUCAGCCCGCUGGCCGACUGAUCCUGCCGUCACGAUCCUGCCAGGUGUCAUGCCCGAGACGACCAAGGACAAGUCUACUCUACAGGAUCUCGUUCAACUCCCUGCGGGCAAGGUCACUGCGCUUGCCAAGUCGCUGGGCGUCCCGGCCUCGCAGAACAGUCGCUUCGCGCGCGCCCUGUCCAUCCUCCCCAAUGUCACCGUCAGCAUCGACAAGCCCACCGCCACGGGCUUGACCGUCCAACUACGCCGUCAGAACCCGCUGGUCGAGCGCGACGCGAAGAUGUACGCCCCCAACUUCCCAAAGUCGCAGACAGAAGGCUUCUUUGUCAUCGUCGCCGACGUGGCGCGUGACGAGGUCUUUGCCGUCAAGAGAGUGGGCUGGUACUCUGGGCCGCCGGGCGGCGGCUCGGCGGCGCGGAAGCUGGCACCGGGGAGCAGGCCGUCGGCCCGGGCGAAUAUCAAGUUGCCUGAAUCGACGCAGGACAGAAAGGUGGAUGUCCUGGUGGUGAGCGACGGGUACAUUGAGCUGGAGAAACGUGUAGAGGGCGUGGAGAUCCCCGCUGUCCCCGUGGUGCAGGACGACCUGGACAAGAAGUUGGAGGACGUGGCUGCUGGCACGGCGCAGCCUUGAGAGAGAAAAUAUGUGUGUAGUCAAUCAGUUUGGCACUUCUCUAAACUCCAGAACCAUAUGAUAAACGCCUGGCUCCGUGGAAACCCAGAUCCCUCCUCCCAUGUCCUUGAUGCACACCGAAUGCCUUCGCCCACAACGCCUCGAGAAUGCAA
Messenger RNA from Emericellopsis atlantica, 6327 nucleotides. RefSeq names its product Sec63 Brl domain-containing protein. Lineage: Eukaryota; Fungi; Ascomycota; Sordariomycetes; Hypocreales; Bionectriaceae. The transcript has a single exon. Bases 224 to 6175 code for a protein of 1983 amino acids. The record is from RefSeq and is a predicted model, not a curated record. Gene Ontology annotation, molecular function: ATP binding; nucleic acid binding; ATP hydrolysis activity.